GCAGGAGGAGGGGGACUCUGGACGCCUUUGUGUCCGCAGUCCUCCGGGCUCUGCAGCCGGAGACGCACAGCAGCUCCCCGACCAGGAGGCGGGAGAAGCCGGCUUUGUCCACCGCCACACACCGGGAGGGAGAGUCUGAUGGACCCGGAGGUUCCGGUUCAGCAGAAAGAGGAAGAACCCAAAGUUAAAGCAACGGAGGGAGGAGAGGAGGAGGGAAGGGGCGGUUAAAGGGGCUGGAUCUCCAGACGCACAAUUGUCACUGUCAGACCUGAUCAAUUUGAUCCGGAAUAAAUCUGGACCCGAUGGACGGCACAGAGGGGAGGGAGUCAGACGGACCCGCCGGGGGUCUGCGUCCACACCCCGGCUCCGCAGCUGUAGACAUGUCGCAGGAGAUCAACGUGGAAAACUGCUACGACAUCCUGACAAAAGCCAAGAGGGAAGGCGCGGCGGAACUCCGGGACCGGAUCUACCGCUUCAUGAGCGACCACUACCUGCAGGUUCUGCGGAACCCUGCCGUGUUCGGUCGGCUCACGGCGGUGGAGCGGGAACACAUCCUAGCCCGGAGGAUGGAGGGCAGGAGGGUCCUGGCGGUGGCGGAGACCACCGAGGUCUACGAGCGCGCAGGGAGCCGGGAGAGCAGCCGACCGCAGAGUCCGCUCCUGGCACCGGAGGACCCGAACCAGAGGCGGGUGUUCUACCUGCGGCCGGACUCCCAGCGGUGGCAGGUCCUGACCACCCUCCCGGACGAGGUCCCGGCGAAGGGCUCGGGCAUGUGCACCCUGUACAACUACCUGUUUGUGGCCGGGGGGAUCCGCGCGCACGGGGACGGUCGGUCCAAGGCGUCGGACCGGGUGUUCUGCUUCAACCCUCUGACCGGCACCUGGAGCCAGGUCCGGCCGCUGAGCCAGCCCCGCAGCCAGCUGCGCCUGGUGUCCAUGGACGGGUGCCUGUACGCCAUCGGGGGGGAGUGUCUGUUCACCGUGGAGCGUUACGACCCGCGUGCGGACAGGUGGACUCCGGUGGCCCCGCUGCCCAAAGGCUCGUUCGCGGUGGCGCACGAAGCCACGUGCUGUGGGGGGGAGUUGUUCGUGUCAGGGGGGUCUCUCUUCUACCGCCUGCUCCGGUACAGCUCCCGGAGGGACGAGUGGGACGAGUGUCCCUUCAACGAGAGCCGUCGCCGCUCCACGGACAUGGUGGCGCACCGGAGCCUCGUGUACCGCUUCGACGUGGACCGGGAGCGCGCGGGGGUCAGUGUGUACAAAUACAACACUGUAGUGAAGGUGUGGCAUGGGGGGACGUCCUUCCCCCUGGAGAACCCGCUGCCGUUCCGCUGCGCUGUGCUCGGGGACCGGAUCUACUGCGUAAACCGGAUCCAGACGCUGCAGUUCGAGGUGCAGGGGGACCAGGAGGGGUUCCUACCGGAGGUCCUGCAGUCCCCCACCGAAGCCCGAGGAGCCCUGGUCCCCUUCGUCCUCAGCCUGAACCAGGACGGGUUUACCCCGGGACAAAUCGCGGUCCAGGACUGACGUACCACAGGCCAAAACCACAUAAGAGCAUGACCCUGCCUCUGGACCUGGUCCAGACUGUGCCUUUUGUUCAGUUCCAUUAUGUUUGCAUUUAUUGGGAGGUUUUAUUUCUGGAUGUUAUGAGUUUGCGCAGCUGCAGAACAUCUGGAGGACUGACUUGGACCUUGUUCUGGUCUGAAUCCCUUGUUCAGUCCAGUGAUGAAUGUUGAUACUGUUCAGCUCCGACUGGAUGUUUCUGAGCUGAGAUCAUGAAAUCAUGAGGAGAAUGUGCCUGGUCAUUGUCUCCACUUUUUCAGUUCAGUCACUUUAGAGAAGAAUUCAGCUCUAAGCUGUGAUCUGAGCAGGAUGUGAUCAGUGUCUGAUCUGGUUUAAUGCAGACUGAGGUGCAGAAGCCCCAAGGUCUGGAUGUUGUGUUGAAGGUCUGGUAAAACCUGAUUCUGAACCAAUAAACUAAAGUGAUCAACUUGCCUGAA
This is a messenger RNA of Sphaeramia orbicularis (orbiculate cardinalfish), 1999 nucleotides long. RefSeq names its product kelch repeat and BTB domain-containing protein 11-like. Bases 303 to 1526 code for a protein of 407 amino acids. Gene Ontology annotation, molecular function: protein binding. The record is from RefSeq and is a predicted model, not a curated record. The transcript has a single exon. Lineage: Eukaryota; Metazoa; Chordata; Actinopteri; Kurtiformes; Apogonidae.